Molecule: messenger RNA, 1755 nt
Organism: Drosophila guanche
Lineage: Eukaryota; Metazoa; Arthropoda; Insecta; Diptera; Drosophilidae
Product: prolyl 4-hydroxylase subunit alpha-2
Exons: 8
Coding region: 54-1652 (532 amino acids)
Biological process (GO): peptidyl-proline hydroxylation to 4-hydroxy-L-proline
Cellular component (GO): endoplasmic reticulum
Molecular function (GO): iron ion binding; procollagen-proline 4-dioxygenase activity; protein binding
Source: RefSeq, a predicted model, not a curated record
GCGUCAGUUGGCUCUGGCACGUAGAGAGAGCAAGACGCCACACAGAUCGAGCCAUGAAGAAGAGGAUUCUGCUGUUCGCAGUCACACUGAUCGCUGCUGGAUUGGGACCCCUGCCAGUAAAGUCUCAGGAUGAAGGAGAACAGAGCCACUCCACAUCUGUGGCGGGUAUGGUGAAGCUGCUGGAGGUGGAGGCACAGCUCAUUGAUGCCCUAAAGGACUAUGCGGGGGAGCUGGAAAAGAAGCUGCAGGCAGUGCGCAGUGGCAUAGCCAGCAUGCGGCAGGAGAGCAAACGAGCCCAGGACUCUAUGGAGGGGUACCUCUCGAAUCCGUUGAACUCUUUCAAACUCAUCCGCCGCAUGCACCGCGACUGGACAUUGUGGCAAAUAUUUAUGGACGAGCCGGUGGGUCUGACGCAGGUGGAUAGUGUCCAGGAGCUGCGCGAGCAGAUGCCCACCAGCACGGACCUCGAGGAGGCCGUCACCGCCCUGGACCGCAUACAGACCACCUACGGACUCACGAUGGCGGACAUCAGCAGCGGAAUACUCGAUGGCAGGCAGUACAAUGUCAGCCUCUCUGCUUUGGACACCUAUGCCAUGGGGCAGAUCCUCUUUGACGAGGGCAAUUAUGCGUCAGCUGCUGGCUGGCUCUACCAGUCGCUGGUGUGGCUGGAGGAUAAAAACAACAGGCUGCCAGCCCCUGUGGAGGUUUCUAAGGGAGAGGUGCAGGCCGUGUAUGCCGAAACGCUCCUUAAACUGGAGCGGCAUGCGGAUGCGUUGACAGUUGUCAACAUUGCACUGGAGGGCGAUAAGAGGAAUGAUAUUAAAAUGUUGCUGAAGAAAUCGGAAAUAGAAACGCUGAUAAGGAUGGGUCCCAACACCAUCGUCAAGGCACCCACGUUGAAGAGCACCUCAACGCGUGUGGGUGAGUACGAGCGUGGAUGUCGCGGCCUGUUCCCUUCGCUGUCCACGAAUCGCAAGCUCCACUGUCUGUACAACUCCAGCAAUUCGGAUUUCCUGCGCCUGGCACCGCUCAAGAUGGAGCUCGUGGGGCUGGACCCUUACAUGGUGCUCUACCAUGACGUGAUUUCUGCCUCGGAGAUCAGCCAACUGCAGGAGAUGGCAACGCCCGGGCUGAAGCGAGCGACGGUCUACAAGUCGUCCGCUUCCAAGAGUGUUGUGGUCAAGACGCGAACAUCGAAAGUCGCUUGGUUUACGGAUACAUUCAACGAGCUAACCGAACGACUCAACAGACGCAUCAGCGACAUGACCAACUUUGAGCUGUUGGGCUCCGAGAUGCUGCAGGUCAUGAACUAUGGCCUGGGCGGACACUACGACAAGCACUAUGACUUCUUCAAUGCGAGCUCAGCCACCAAUCUGACUCAAAUGAGCGGCGAUCGCAUUGCCACUGUUCUCUUUUAUCUGACGGAUGUGGAGCAGGGCGGUGCGACAGUCUUCCCCAACAUUCAGCGGGCUGUGUUUCCUCAGCGCGGAUCGGCCAUCGUCUGGUACAACCUGUUGGAUGAUGGCGAGACCAAUCCGCAGACACUCCACGCCGCCUGUCCCGUUCUUGUGGGCUCCAAAUGGGUGUGCAACAAGUGGAUUCGGGAACGAGCACAGCUCUUCAAACGGCCCUGCCUCAAGAGGGGAAAGUGAUUCCAAUGCUCAUUUCAAUGGAACUUUAAAAUAGUUUAACAAUGAAAUUACCUCAUUCCGUAAAUGGAACUAAAUAAAGACAAAACUCUACAGAAAUCAGACA